AUGAGCGAGAAAAUCGUCGAGAACUCCUCAGGAGAUCUCGAAAAAGUCGCUGAUUUAUCACCCAAAGCUACAAUUGACAAUGGGGAAUCUAAAGAUAUUAGAAUCAUUCAUGCGGAUCCGAAUGAUGGAGAUAUUGCCUUGAACGCAUUUGCUGGCCAUGAGGGCGUGAUUGUCUUGACGCCAGAGGCCGAGAAGAAGCUUUUGAGGAAGAUUGAUUGGAACUUGAUGCCCAUGCUUUGCGUCGUUUAUGGCCUAAAUUAUCUGGAUAAAACCACGCUCUCUUACGCCAGUGUGAUGGGUCUUCAAAAAGCAAUCCAUCUUAAGGGCGACAAUUACCAAUGGCUCGGAUCAAUGUUCUACAUCGGUUACUUGGUCUGGGAGUAUCCGACAAAUCGACUUCUCCAGCGACUUCCUCUCGCGAAAUGGUCAGCUUUCAACAUUAUCAUGUGGGGUGGUACGCUCUGCUGCAUGGCAGCCGUAAGUAAUUUUGCUGGAGCCGUAGCUGUGAGAUUCUUCCUAGGAGUGUUUGAAGCUGCAGUGACUCCUGGAUUUGCCCUAUUCACAUCGCAAUGGUAUACUCGACAAGAACAAGGCACGAGAGUCGGGAUUUGGUUCUCGUUUAACGGCUUUGCCCAGAUUUUCGGUGGACUUGUCGCUUACGGUAUUUCCAUUGGGGUUCAAAGACAUGGUGCAGCCAUAGCUUCGUGGCAGAUUGUCUUUUUGACGAUUGGUCUGAUUACCGUGGCAGUAGGAUGCAUCUUCCUCUAUUUCAUGCCAGAUAAUCAACUCAAUGCGAGAUUCUUGACGCCCGAAGAGCGACUCAUGGCUGUUGAGCGGAUACGAAAGAAUCAGCAAGGUGUGGGAAAUAAGCACUUCAAGAUGUACCAGUUGAAAGAAGCUUUGGCUGAUCCAAUGACUUGGGCAUUUGUCUUUUUCGCACUUGUCGCCGAUAUCCCGAAUGGUGGAAUAUCCAAUUUCUUUUCCCAGCUUAUAGUCUCGUUCGGAUACACAGCUGACGAAUCACUGCUCUACGGCACUCCAGGCGGUGCAGUGGAAGUUGUCGCUCUGAUUUUCUGUGGCUGGGCUGGAGAUCGGUACGGCUGCAGAAUCCUAAUGGGAAUGUCAGGAAUGGUAGUCUCGAUCAUCGGGAUGCUUUUGAUCGUCUGUCUGCCACUAUCAAAAUCCAGUGGUCGGCUAGCGGGAUACUAUCUCACGCAAGCAUCGCCGACCGGAUUCGUCGCCUUGUUAUCGUUGAUAGCUUCAAAUGUUGCCGGAUAUACAAAAAAGACAACUGUCGGUGCUCUGUACCUCAUCGCUUACUGCGUUGGUAAUAUCAUUGGACCGCAAACAUUCAGGCCAAAGGAUAAGCCUCGAUACGUACCAGCGGAGAUUACUAUCAUCGUCUGCUAUGCGCUCUGUGUCCUCGAUUUGGGUGUCAUCUUUUGGUACUAUCGCAAGAUGAACAAGAAGAAUGAAGCGGUGAGAGCCAAUCCAGGAUACAAGAAGCUGGAUAAGCAGGAGUUUUUGGAUUUGACGGAUAAGGAGAACCCAGAAUUUGUGUACACUGUGUAG
Messenger RNA from Glarea lozoyensis ATCC 20868, 1572 nucleotides. RefSeq names its product MFS general substrate transporter. Gene Ontology annotation, molecular function: allantoate transmembrane transporter activity; dipeptide transmembrane transporter activity. Gene Ontology annotation, cellular component: plasma membrane. Bases 1 to 1572 code for a protein of 523 amino acids. The transcript is spliced from 3 exons. Gene Ontology annotation, biological process: tripeptide transport; transmembrane transport; allantoate transport. The record is from RefSeq and is a predicted model, not a curated record. NCBI's taxonomy places the organism in Eukaryota, Fungi, Ascomycota, Leotiomycetes, Helotiales, Helotiaceae.